Molecule: messenger RNA, 2090 nt
Organism: Alnus glutinosa
Lineage: Eukaryota; Viridiplantae; Streptophyta; Magnoliopsida; Fagales; Betulaceae
Exons: 11
Coding region: 153-1850 (565 amino acids)
Source: RefSeq, a predicted model, not a curated record
CGAGCAUUUCCAACCCAAACCUCUCUCUCUCUCUCUCUCUCUCUCUCUCUCUCUCAUGUCCGAUCUCGCCUAACAACACCACCACCAUUAUUCCUAUAUCCCUAAACCCUAAAUCUCUUCUCACCCAAAAGAACCCUAAGACGCAAUCACAAAUGUGCUCCGCGUCUUCUUCUUCAUCAUCUCUCUUCUUCCCCACUCACAAUCCCUCUCCCCUACUACGGCGUCGUACUGCCCCAUCGUUUCUCCGCAAUCCCAGACCCACAAUCACAAGCCCUAGGCCGCCCCUCUAUGCCUCAGUCGCCGAGAGCAACCUUGAGCUCUCGUGGUCCUCUCCGGACCAGAAUGCGAACCACGAGUACGGCGGUUGGGCCAUCGUUGACUCACCGGUACAUAAGAAGAAGACAGGCUUGCCUACAUUUGUGAUUGGUGGAAUUGGGGCCUCCCUGGCUAUUCUACUCGCUGCCAUUUCUCACUUCUCACUAUCAAGAAGAGGUUUUAGGUUUCAGUUGGGAAGUCCAUUACAUACUUUGCAUGGGAUAUUAAGUCCAGGUGGAAACAAAGGUGAUCGAGGCGAAACUACGGGCAUUGCUGCAACUGAUGGGAGCACUUUGGUGUCUGAUUCAAGCCCAGAAAAUAUGCCGCAUGCUACUGUAUCUAUGGACAAGCUUGAACGUAUUAUAAUCCCAGCUGCUGUGGAUUCUACUCAACAGGAAGCUUUGUCACUUAUGAAGAAACUGAAGAUCAUUGAAGAAGAUGUCAAGGCGGAUGAAUUGUGUACUAGAAGGGAAUAUGCAAGAUGGCUAGUUCGAAUAAAUUCGUCAUUGGAAAGGAAUUCAAAGUACAGGAUCAUUCCAGCAAUUUCACUUUCAGGGUCCACUGUUGCUGCAUUUGAUGAUAUAGGCGUUGAAGAUCCAGAUUUUGGGUCCAUUCAAGCCCUGGCAGAGGCUGGUGUCACUCCCAGCAAGCUAUCACAGAGGAACUCCACUGAUAAUGGUUCUGAAGGCCAAGGAGAUGUUUAUUUUUCCCCUGAGAGGUUUAUCUCUCGACAGGAUCUCAUUGACUGGAAAGCCCAGUUAGAGUAUGAACUCGUACCAGGCAUCGUGGAACAGAUAUCAAAAACAAAAUUGGGUUUUUUGGAUGCGAGGGAGAUCAGUUCAGACGCAUCAGUGGAACUUUUUACGGACAUGUUAGCUGGGGACAAGAGCAUACUCAGAAAAGUUUUUGGACAGAGCAAGCGGCUUCAACCAAACAAGCCUUCAACAAAAGCACAAGCUGCGGUGGCACUGACAAGUGGAAGGAUGGCAGAAGCAAUUUAUACUGAAUUAGCUAGACUAGAAGCUGAGAGCUCUGCAAGGCAAGCUCAAAUGGAAGAUAUUAGGUCUGAGUUGCUUGACGAAGGAGAAAUACAGAGGUUUUGGGAUCAGAAGCUGAUUGAAGAGAAAACCCAUGGUCUUGAGGUGGAGAAGGUUUAUUUUGCUGCUGUUAGUGAUUUGGAACAAGAGAAGUUUGUCCAGGAGAAAUUUUUUGCUGAGUAUUUGAAGGAGCAGGCAGCUAUGGACUGUCAGAGGCAACUGUUUCUGAGUCUAAAGGAAGAGGUUGCUGAGAUGUCAGAAAAGCUUGCAUCUGAGAGGACUAUGUAUAUUAGUGAGCUGCAUAAUUUACAGGACAUGUUCAGUGAUUUACAGACCAAGCAGGAAGGACUACUUGAUACAAAAUCUAUACUUGAAGCUGAGAAAGAAGCUCUCCGGAUUCUUAGAUCUUGGGUAGAGGAUGAAGCUAGGAAAAGCCAAGCUCGUGCCAAGGUUCUUGAGGAGGUUGGCCGAAGGUGGAAAUGGGACAACCAAGAUUGAUAUUCCUACUCCCUCGAGGGCAGAGAUUUGUGGUUGCUUGUAAAAAUAAUUAGCAGAGGGCUCUUUGCGGAAUCACUGAUUGUUUUAUUUACUGUGAUUUUCUGUAAAUUUUUAAUAAUGUUUGAUGUGAGUGCAGCGAGGGAUUUUUAUUUCCUCCAUUUUUGCAGCAUGACAUCCAUCACUUAUGUUGUUCCUUGUGAAGCCAUAAUAUAUAUCACUGUUUUAAUGAUUCGGGUUAAA